UCAGACAUCUCACCCCAACACUUUCACUUCACUGUGUGUGUGUGUGUGAGAGAGAGAGAGAAAGAGAGAGAGAGAGAGGCUGAUCUUUGAGGGCUAUGGAGUUGGAAUUUGUGCUCAAAUUCUCAGGGUCUGUGGUGGUGAUUGGCGUUGUGGGUUUGUUUCUGCAUUUGUACAAUGUUUUGGUACGGAAGCCUGAGAGGCUGAGGUCUGUGCUGAGGAAGCAAGGGAUCAGUGGGCCGCCCCCGCUGCCGCUGCUAGGGAACAUAUUGGAGAUCAAGAAGCUGAAGACGGCCGCCGCCGCCCCCCCCAUGUGCGGCCCUCCCGCCACCCACAACUGCGGUACCACCCUCUUUCCGUUCUUUGAGGAGUGGCAGAAGAAAUACGGCGAAGUGUUUAUGUUUGCAUUGGGGAACACACAAAUACUGCACGUAACACAGCCGGAUAUGGUACGAGAGAUAACCACAUGCACAUCUUUAGAGUUGGGGAAGCCUUUGUACCAAGCCCAAGAAAGAGGGUCUUUGUUGGGCCAAGGCAUCUUGACAUCCAAUGGCCCUUACUGGGCUCACCAAAGGAAAGUUAUUGCUCCUGAACUCUACAUGGACAAAGUCAAGGGGAUGAUGAACAUAAUCACAGAGUCCACAGUCACACUGAUCAACUCCUGGAAAAGCAGAAUAGAUGAGAGCAGGAGUGGAAUUGCUGACAUAAAAAUUGAUCAACACAUGAGAAGCUUUUCUGGAGAUGUAAUUUCAAAAGCCUGUUUUGGGAGCAAUUACUCCAAAGGAGAGGAGAUCUUCUUCAAGCUCAGAGCCCUCCAAGAAGCUGCCUCCAAGAGAAUUUUGGCCACUGGAAUUCCGGGAAUGAGACAUCUCCCCACCAAGAGCAACAGGGAGGCGUGGGCGUUGGAGAAGGACAUCCGAACGUUGAUUUUGAAUGUGGUGAAGGAGAGACAAGAAGCAGGAUACGAGAAGGAUUUAUUGCAAAUGCUUCUGGAGGGAGCCAAGAACAGCGAGUUGAGCUCAGACAUGCUCGACAAGUUCAUUGUAGACAACUGCAAGAACAUAUACUUGGCGGGGUACGAGACCACUGCUGUUUCGGCUACAUGGUGCCUCAUGCUUCUAGCCUCGAACCCCAAGUGGCAAGAACGCGUGCGAGCUGAGGUUCUUGAAGUUUGCAAAGGCCAAACCUUGGAUUAUGAUAUGAUCCGGAAGAUGAAACAACUGACUAUGGUGAUCAACGAGUCGUUGCGACUAUACCCUCCAGUGACAGUAGUGUCAAGGGAGGCCUUCAAGGACAUGAAAUUCGGCAACAUAGACGUGCCCAAGGGCAUGAACGUAUGGACCUACGUGUUGACAUCGCACACGGAUCCCGAGAUAUGGGGGCCGGACGCCUACGAGUUCAACCCCGAGAGGUUUGCAAGUGGGAUAACAGGCGCAUGCAAGUUCCCACACUUGUACAUGCCAUUUGGGGUUGGGCCAAGAGUCUGUCUGGGACAGAACUUGGCCUUGGUUGAACUCAAGGUGCUGAUUGCUCUCAUCCUAUCCAACUUCAGCUUCACCCUCUCCCCCUCCUAUAUCCACUCACCGGCGCUGAGUUUGGUCAUUGAACCGGGCAAUGGGGUUAACUUGAAUGUGAAAAAAUUGUAGACAUAUAUACAUAUAUAUAUAUAUAUAGAUGUACCUUGAGCUGAAAGAGAUACAAAUCAAGAAAGACAUGUAUGGUAGACAAGAUACACAUUGUUUCGUACUCUUUGUUAUUGUUGUUGAAUUUUUGGUAUUAUGUCUUUUUUGUGUUUUAUGUUUCUUGGACAAACAGUGUUGUAUUCUUGGAGAAUAUGAAGGAAGAGAUGAGAAUUGUUAUUGCCAUAUUUCUA
This is a messenger RNA of Sesamum indicum (sesame), 1870 nucleotides long. RefSeq names its product cytochrome P450 714C2. NCBI's taxonomy places the organism in Eukaryota, Viridiplantae, Streptophyta, Magnoliopsida, Lamiales, Pedaliaceae. The record is from RefSeq and is a predicted model, not a curated record. Gene Ontology annotation, molecular function: iron ion binding; monooxygenase activity; oxidoreductase activity, acting on paired donors, with incorporation or reduction of molecular oxygen.